Neurospora hispaniola is the source of this 885-nucleotide messenger RNA. RefSeq lists its product as uncharacterized. The coding region runs from base 43 to 696 and encodes 217 amino acids. NCBI's taxonomy places the organism in Eukaryota, Fungi, Ascomycota, Sordariomycetes, Sordariales, Sordariaceae. The transcript has a single exon. The record is from RefSeq and is a predicted model, not a curated record.
GAAUAUUUAAUUGCGGCGGGACCAUAAAGGAGUUUGAUUUAGAUGACUACUGUGCAGUGGGUUGAAAUCUCUAUCACUAGGUCAUUGACCAAAUCAUGCCGGUCCUCACGCGCUUUCAUAUCCCUAAUACCAUUCACAGAUCCAGACAUGAUAAACCAUUUCCAUGGCACAAUGUGCAUGGCCUUCACCGUCUUGAAAACUUCCCGGCCACUGCUAUUUUUAGCCCUUUUAUGUUUAGCUCGCUCGCGGUCACGGCUCCUUCACCUCUCUCGCUCAGUAAGCCCCAGUGCACGCAGGCUCCGUUCCACCACACCCCGAGAAAACAUUCGCAGGAUCAUACGCUUCUCAAACAGAAAUUCAUCCCUCUUAAUGGUCCUUCGCCUCCCAUUCCACUGUUUUCCUUUAAAGCACUACUACGCACACCACCAGAAACGAAAUCACCUCCAUCAAGUUAACCUGGAAGCGGAAGCACAGGGCAAUCCCUUCAAGUUCAGCGGCCGAAAAAGAGGUCGUGCUAAGAGUUCAAGUCCACCAAGUCAAGGCUUAGCCAUCUUGUUCUCGUUCCAUCCGACAUCUCGAAUUCCACCAUCAAGUCCAAACAACGCUGUGAUCGAACAACGCUGCGGGGUAUCAUCAUGCAUAAGUGCGGAACAUAGAAUGCCCACAAACGCUGAUAUGCUAGCCGUAAACUCAUGAUCAUAAAACAUGAAAACAACGACAAGGUCCAUUAAAGGCAUGCCGAGGGUGAAAACGGUACUUCCUAAAGUGUCAUUGCCCUGAUACCAUAGGGCCAUCUGUGAUUCGGGGGUGGAUAACCAGCCUCCGUGAACCCGAUUCAACGCUUGUGUGUUCAGCUAACCACGAGGGCCACUUACUCAUACAAAG